UUCCCCCUCGCAGCCGUGGAUCCCCCUGGCCCAAGCGUGUCCCCGGUGGGACCGGCUGCCCGCAUGCAGAGGAGGAUGGGUGAGGCGGUGGCCCGGGUGGCCAGGAAGGUGAACGAGACAGUGGAGAACAAAGCAGAUUCCCUGGAUCUGGCCAACUGCAAGCUGAUGACCUUCCCUGUUGGCAUCUACAAAGCCAUGCGGAGCGUCACCGAGGGCAUCCACCGCAUCUCCCUGGCAAACAACGAGCUGAAGUCUAUCACUAGCAGAUUCAUCGCCACCUUCAGCCAGCUGAGAGAGCUCAAUCUGUCAGGCAACUACCUGCACCGCCUGCCUGAGGAGGUCACCUCCCUGCUGCACCUCCAGGCCAUCAACCUCUCCCGAAACAGAUUCCGACGUUUCCCUGAGCCCCUGGCGGCUGUCACCACCCUGGAGACCAUCGACCUGGAAGAGAAUGAGAUCACAGAGGUGCCAGUGGAGAAGCUGGCCACCAUGACAGCACUGAGGAGCCUCAACCUCCAGGCAAACCCCGUCGCUCCCGAGCUGCGGCUGCUCGUCCGACCCCUUGUCCCCUUCGACCUGCUGCUGUCACCAGAGAAGCCCAUCCCCAAAGCCUGAGAGGCUCUUGGGGUGCCGGGGCGAGCUCUGCUGAGGGAUGGCUACCUCUGAGAGUGGUUUGGCUUGGGGCAGCCUC
Messenger RNA from Pogoniulus pusillus (Red-fronted tinkerbird), 691 nucleotides. It is a transcript of the gene LRRC20, whose product is annotated as leucine rich repeat containing 20. The record is from RefSeq and is a predicted model, not a curated record. The coding region runs from base 64 to 615 and encodes 183 amino acids. The transcript is spliced from 4 exons. NCBI's taxonomy places the organism in Eukaryota, Metazoa, Chordata, Aves, Piciformes, Lybiidae. Gene Ontology annotation, molecular function: protein binding.